AUGGGGCAGGGCACCAAGGGCAGGAAGAAGGAAGGGUUCAUCAUGGAGAACUCUCACCUGCUGAAGACUUUCUGUUCCAAGCAGUUCCUCAUCUUCUUGCUCUGCCAAUCCAUGGUUUCGUUUUGCCUAUUCUCUUUCAUUCGGGGGUCUAGAGGGCAGAGGAUGAAUCUUCAAUCUACCCUGAAGUCGCCCCCAGUAUCUGUGAGCACCAUCAAGGUGGUUCCGGACUCUGUGGAGGAAGAGACAUAUAAACUGGUCAUCCUGCUGUGGACCUGGCCCUUCCAUAGGCCGUUUCCCCUUGAGAGCUGCCCGCCACUCCACGGCAACCUCGACUGCCACUUCACAGUCAACCGCAGCUGGUUGCCAUUGGCCGACGCCGUGAUCGUCCACCACCGGGACGUGCAGGGCAACCCAAGGCAGCUGACCCAGCUCCGCCGCGACCCCAGCCAGCGCUGGGUCUGGUUCAAUCUGGAGUCUCCCACCAACAGCGGCAACCUAGGGGCCAUGGACAACCUCUUCAACAUGACCAUGUCCUAUCGGAGCGACUCUGACUUCUUUACCCCCUACGGCAGGCUGGAACCACUGGAUGAGCCAGAGAACUUCACCAUCCCCCCGAAAUCCAAGAUGGUGGCUUGGGCGGUGAGUAACUGGAACCCGUCCUCCCGCCGGGUACGGUAUUACGAGGAGCUGAAGAAGCACCUCCAGGUGGAUGUGUUUGGGCGCCAACACAAACCACUCCCCGACAACCAGCUCCUCCCCACCAUAUCCCAGUACAGGUUCUACCUGGCCUUAGAGAAUUCCCAGCACCAGGACUACAUCACCGAGAAGCUGUGGCACAACGCCCUGGCCUCGGGCACCGUGCCCGUGGUCCUGGGCCCAUCCCGUAAGAACUAUGAGCGCUUUCUUCCCUCAGAGGCCUUCAUUCAUAUAGACGACUUCCCCAGCGCCCAAGCUCUGGCCCAACACCUCCGCAGGGUGGCCGGUGACGAGGCUCGUUACCGGGAAUACUUCGGGUGGAGGAGCCGUUUCCAGGUGGUGCACAAGUUCAGCUGGAUUGACCAUUAUUGCAAGGCCUGCCAGGGUCUGCACGUAUCCACUGCUUACCGGACAGUGCCUCGCCUGGGACAGUGGUUCCAGGAGGGCUAUCACUGACCCUACCACCAUUUUAGGGAGGCUCAGAAUGCCUCUGCACUCAUCCUCUCCCAGGAAACUCUCCCAGCUGUAUGAGAAGUUGGAGAAUAUGGGAAGUGAUAGAGGUAGAGCCCAGGGAUGGCACAAGAACUAAGACUCCUUCCUACUGGGACAGUACUCAUUUCAGCUGCUGGUCUUCUAAGCAGUCACUCAGGAACCACAUUCUCCUAACUCACAACCUUGGAGAUAACGUCCUCUCUCUGUCUCCUUUGUGCUCCACACACACUCUCUAAUGCAAUCCUGCCUAUUUUUCCUCAGACACAUUUGCCUGAUCUGCCAUUUUCCUUUCUAUCUCCUCAGCCCCGGCGCCUGUUCAAAUCCUGCCCCUGUAUAGCUGAAUUUCAGCUUCAGCCUCUUUACUGGCCUUCCAACCUCCAGCCUCUCCUCUAAUCAAUCUCCUCUUUCUCAUCUUUCUUCAGAAAUGUAUGGUGAUGCUCAAUUGCUUCUCAUAACAAUCUAAAAAGUCAGACUAAUAAUAAUAAAAAUGAGCGUGGCAUUUUUUUAUUUUA
Ornithorhynchus anatinus (platypus) is the source of this 1700-nucleotide messenger RNA. RefSeq names its product 3-galactosyl-N-acetylglucosaminide 4-alpha-L-fucosyltransferase FUT3-like. The transcript is spliced from 2 exons. Gene Ontology annotation, molecular function: alpha-(1->3)-fucosyltransferase activity. The coding region runs from base 1 to 1152 and encodes 383 amino acids. Gene Ontology annotation, cellular component: membrane. NCBI's taxonomy places the organism in Eukaryota, Metazoa, Chordata, Mammalia, Monotremata, Ornithorhynchidae. The record is from RefSeq and is a predicted model, not a curated record.